Messenger RNA from Bursaphelenchus okinawaensis, 548 nucleotides. Lineage: Eukaryota; Metazoa; Nematoda; Chromadorea; Rhabditida; Aphelenchoididae. The record is from the annotation of a GenBank genome assembly.
AUGGUGAAGGAAGACUUGUACGCUGUACUUGGCUGUCCAUCAACGGCUACCGUAAGCUAAUUGUUAUCACUGAUUUUAUGCUUGUUUAGACUGAUCAGAUUCUGAGUGAGUACAAGGCUCGAGUACGACAAUUUCAUCCAGAUAAACAAACUGGACGGGACGAUCAGUUUUGUCAAUUACAGUAUGCUAAAGACGUGCUGACAGAUCCGUCGAAAAGACGUCAUUAUGACACUUAUAUGAACAUGGGGAUGCAGAUGCCAUUGAAGGAAUGGAUGGCACAUAGGGAGAGCUUACAGCAGGUAUUUUGUCUUUAAGUUUUUGUUUACUUUAUAACAUUUGUAUAAAUUACGUUGUAUGGAAACAGCAAUGUUAAUAUACAUUCUUGUCUAUAUAAUUGUGCCUUUGUUUAGACAUUACACUGGGCAAAUACAUCUGCACCAACUCCUGCAAUAGAACCUCAAGAGAAAAGAGAACAAAAUGACAAACCGAUCGAUUGGAAAAGACAUCAGAAUUCAACAUUGGAUGCCUUCAGAAACUACAGAUUAUGA